AUGUAAUAAAACUGAAAUUACUUAUAAUUUGGAAAAGGUUUUGUUUUAUUUCAUUUUAUUUUUUGGUGGUAAGUUUUUGAUGUACAGAGGAGAAGAGUAGAAGACGCAUAGCUAUAUAGCUCCACUGCUGUUGCGAGCUCUGAACAAUGAAAUUUAGGGUUUCACACAGAGUUCCCGUCUUUCCUAACUCUACUCACCUCAGUUCCCUCCAUGAUAACCAGCGUCGUUAUUUCACUUCGUUUAUUAGAAAGCUCCGACGCCAAGCAGUCGCUCAAGCCCAAGCUUCUUUCGAUGGCGGAAGUGGCAGUUCUAAAGGUGACUCUUUUUUGGUGCCUGGUGCAACUGUGGCUACCUUACUUAUGCUUGGUGCUCUGCAUGCCCGUCGAAUGUAUGACGACAAGAAGGUUGAAGAGGAACGAGGGAAAGGGAUUGAAUCUGAGUUCCAACCUGAUUUAAAGGCUGCUUUUCUAAGAUUUCUACCUCUGCGAUCCAUGUCUAGAUGUUGGGGAUAUUUUACUAGUGUGGAAAUACCUGUCUGGCUACGUCCUUACAUUUUUAGAGCUUGGGCACAGGCAUUUCACUCAAACUUAGAAGAAGCAGCUUUGCCUCUGGAUGAAUAUGCUUCCUUACGAGAUUUCUUUGUUCGCACACUAAAAGAAGGUUGCAGGCCUAUUGACCCUGAUCCACAGUGUCUGAUUAGUCCUGUUGAUGGUACUAUCUUAAGAUUUGGAGAGUUAAAAGGAUCUGGGGCUAUGAUUGAGCAAGUCAAAGGGUUUUCUUAUUCUGUUUCCUCUCUUCUUGGUGCAAGCUCAUUCCUUCCUAUGGUUGCUGAAGGACAUAUGGAGGAAGAUGAAGAUGAACCAGAAAAAACUUCUGUGAAUAAGAGUAAGAACUCAUGGUGGAGAAUUUCAUUGGCUUCUCCCAAAGUCUGGGAACCUGUGCUAUCACGUCCCAUGAGAGGCCUUUUUUACUGUGUAAUAUAUUUGAAGCCUGGAGACUAUCAUCGGAUACACUCCCCAGUUGAUUGGAAAAUUCUUAUUCGCCGACAUUUUUCAGGUAAUUUAUUUCCUGUAAAUGAACGUGCCACAAGAACGAUCAGAAACCUUUAUGUUGAGAAUGAAAGGGUUGUGCUUGAAGGUCUAUGGAGGGAAGGGUUUAUGGCAAUUGCUGCUGUAGGGGCGACAAAUAUUGGAUCAAUUGAGCUUGUAAUAGAGCCAAAACUCCGGUCAAACCUGCCAAGAAAAAGGUUAGCACACCCAGAGCCUCCAGAAGAACGGCUAUAUGACCCUGAAGGUGUUGGUAUAAUGCUCAGAAAAGGGGACGAGGUAGCAGCUUUCAACAUGGGAUCAACAGUGGUGAUGGUCUUCCAGGCUCCAGUUAAGAAGAAUGUUGGUUCUUUAUCUGAAUUUAAAUUCUCUGUCAAACGCGGAGAUAAAAUUCGUGUCGGAGAAGCCUUGGGUGGAUGGCAAGAACAAUAGCCGCUGGCCAGAAAAACAGAAAGAAAAUGCAAGUAGUUUUGUUUUGCUACUACACAUGCUACAUUGUGACGAUGAUGCAUCAUAUAUGACAGUUUGAAAAAAGAAAAUUUCAUUAAACUAUGUUAUCAUUAUAGCACAAAUCUAUCUCACUAGCCAUAUUAUUAAUCAGAGAGUAGAUGGUUCGUUCAUUUAUUUAACUUAGCUUGCUAUUUAUCAAUUUAGUUCCAAGUUUUACUCAUGAUUUUCUUUCAUAAAGAUUGACCUGUGGAUGAUUUCUAAAACGAGAAAAAUGAUUAUAAAGAAUUCAUCGUUUUCCA
Molecule: messenger RNA, 1795 nt
Organism: Humulus lupulus (European hop)
Lineage: Eukaryota; Viridiplantae; Streptophyta; Magnoliopsida; Rosales; Cannabaceae
Product: phosphatidylserine decarboxylase proenzyme 1, mitochondrial
Exons: 12
Coding region: 147-1478 (443 amino acids)
Biological process (GO): phosphatidylethanolamine biosynthetic process
Cellular component (GO): mitochondrion
Molecular function (GO): phosphatidylserine decarboxylase activity
Source: RefSeq, a predicted model, not a curated record